AUGAAGGAUACGAAAAGGAUUGAGACAGUAAAUGUGACCUUAGAAAGGUUCUUUGAUAAAAAAGCUUUUGCUGAAUAUGAACAACAAAACUAUCUGACAACUUCUCUAGAUUACACUACAUCUCUGCGCUGGACAACUGGCUUUAUCUUAGUAUUGACCGCCGCAUAUUUCAUUUUUCGGACUGUUCUUAGAAAGUAUUUCGAUGAACAGAUGAAAUCUCUUCAUAUUCUUUUCUUCAAUGAUGAUAUCACUGCGAAUGGAUCAGCACGAGCAAAUGUGGAACAUCAGUUGCAUAAUUAUAUCCAUAAAUACUAUCGUCCAGGGGUCAUUACUGAAUACAUGCAACAGAUGAAACCGUUGGACGGUCCUAAUAAGAAAUCAGUUGAUUUAGUACAUCUCUGA
Loa loa (African eye worm) is the source of this 402-nucleotide messenger RNA. RefSeq lists its product as hypothetical. Bases 1 to 402 code for a protein of 133 amino acids. NCBI's taxonomy places the organism in Eukaryota, Metazoa, Nematoda, Chromadorea, Rhabditida, Onchocercidae. The transcript has 4 exons. The record is from RefSeq and is a predicted model, not a curated record.